AUGCAAAUAAUACAAAAUCCCACAAGUGAACCAAAUAAAUAUCUCAAGCCCUUAGAUAUUGUAAAAGUAAAAAAAACCGCAUUAGGAAAUGAAUAUUAUCAUUUCGGUAAUCCAGAAGUGGCUAAAAUACGUCCCCUUAUUCCUUUUAAAUAUUACAAGAAAGUUGCUGAAGGUAUUGCCUGGGAUGAAGCAAACAAUUUUGGAUUAAGAAGAUAUUGUUUAGCCAAUAACAAUUGUGAGCAUUAUGUUUUCUCUCGCAUUUUUGGUUUGAGUUAUUCCAAGCAAGUAGAAGAAAGACCUAGUAAGUCUCGUGAUAAUGCCCAUCGCCAAGGGGUUUUUGAUUAUGAUUCAAAAUGUUAUGAAUGUAGGCAAGGAAGAAUUAAUGGUGGAGAAAGCGGAAAUUUUGUUUUAAAUGAUCAAUUGAGAGGAAUGCUCCAGGGAACACAUAAUAAUCGUUCCCAAGAAAUAGAAAACCAAUAUUUGCAAGAAAUUCCACCUAAACUAGAAUGCAAGAUAAUGUA
Ambispora gerdemannii is the source of this 521-nucleotide messenger RNA. The record is from the annotation of a GenBank genome assembly. Lineage: Eukaryota; Fungi; Glomeromycota; Glomeromycetes; Archaeosporales; Ambisporaceae.